AUGCGUGUGAUCUUCAUGACCACUCUGUGGAUCCUUAUCAUGCGUCCUCAAAGCGUCUGCCCCGCGUCAAUUAGAGACGGCAAUGCUCUAAUUGCCUUCAAGAACAAAUUAAAUGAUCCUCGAAAAGUUCUUAAAAGCUGGGGCGUAGCAACGGACAACUAUUGCACUAAUAAUUGGCACGGCAUUGUUUGCGACCACUACGAAUACGUGUCUGCAAUUGUCCUUAAUCAAGAAGGGCUCAGAGGCCAACUGGUCCCAGAACUUGCAAGUUUGACGAGGCUGGGGACUUUGAAUGUGGGUUACAAUAAUCUGAAGGGAACAAUACCUUAUCAACUUGGACAUCUUCCGAAAUUGACUUACUUGAUUUUAGACCACAAUCAGUUGAGCGGUUGGAUUCCGCAGCAACUUGGUCUUGGUCCUAAUAACUUGCAAUAUCUUUAUCUACAGAAUAAUCAGCUGAAUGGCACCGUACCUGUUGUUGCACUUAAAUAUCUCCAUGAUCACAAUCAUGCUACAAUCAAUUGUAAAGGCAACCAAGGAUUGUGCGUCCCACCAGAUAACAAUAAUAUGUGUUGCUGA
This is a messenger RNA of Striga hermonthica, 579 nucleotides long. The record is from the annotation of a GenBank genome assembly. Lineage: Eukaryota; Viridiplantae; Streptophyta; Magnoliopsida; Lamiales; Orobanchaceae.